AUGGACAAACCCGGUCCAUCGUCUUCUUCGGCAACUGUGAAAGUGCCUAAAAAACGGCUUAGUGACCGAUCGCUGACCGAAAUUGCCGCACAACAUGUUUUGAGGGAUGGGCCGAAAGCCCGAUGUGCAAUUGAUCCUAGUAGCCGCUGCGACUACGAACAGGUGUCAUAUGAUACAGGAAACAUUAUCCGGCAUUUCCGAACAAAGCAUUCCGACCGGGCUGUCGAAGUUGGUUUACUGAACGAAGUGGUAGUUCCAGUAAAAAAACCUCGUGUUGUGAGGAAAAUCCAGAUUGCUAUGGACAAGCAGCUGCUCAUCGAUUCGCUUAUCAAGAUGAUCGCGAUCAAUAAUAUGUCGCUGGCUAGCCUAGAAUGGGAAGGCUUCAAGCAAAUACUGGAUCCCAUAGCUUCAGCGCUCAACAUAACUCUAAAUCGACAGAAUAUUAAAGUGUUCAUACGAUCUGCAGCGCAGAAUAUUCAAACUGCCUUGGCUGAGGAAAUGAAGGGAAAACUCAUUUGCCUUAAAAUUGAUUCCGCGUCGAAGCAUCAUCGUCACGUACUGGGAAUAAACGCUCAGUAUGUCUUACGUGACAAGCUCGUAAUUCGCACAUUGGGCAUGGUAGAAGUCACUGAAAGGCAAACGGCGGAAUUCCUGAAAGGCAAAAUAAUGGAGAUCGUUCAGAGCUACGGUGUGACGAUAUCACAAAUCUUCUCUGUAACGUGUGAUAACGGCUCAAACAUGAUAGCAGCAGUGAAAUCACUUAAGAAAGAGGCUGCGCUACAAAGCGACGAAGAUGAAGACGAAGCUUAUCUUGAUUCUGAUGACGCAUUCUUAGAUACGUUGAACAACGAACUCGAAAACGGCCUGAACUUGAUUCGCUGUUCGGUGCACACUUUACAGCUUGCUAUUCUCGAUGUUGUUAACAAAUCUGACGAAACUGUUAAAGCUGUAACUUCAAUAGCCAAGAAAUACCGGAAUAUAAAAUAUGAAGCCCAUUUCAAACACCAUGGCGUCAAAAAGCCUCCUGUUUGGUCUCAAACGCGAUGGGGCGGCAUAUAUAAAAUGAAAGAGGCUUUCAUUCGUCAACAAACAUUUUAUGAUGACCUGGCUUUGCAAUUCCCCGAACUUGAUCUAUCACGUCACUGGACUUUCAUCAAAGAUUACGAAUACGCUUUCAGACCAUUGUAUCUGAGUACUUUAAAAAUGGAAGCCAGCCACGUCUCCCUAGGAGACUUCUAUAUGCAAUGGCUGAUGGCGAUAAGUGAAGUUCGUAGGAUGAAGUCAAAUCCGUUCGCCCCCCCGUUACUACUAUCAUUGGAAAAUCGUUUGAACAACUUGCGGUCACCGAUGGCGUUCAAAGCUGCGCUCUACAUUGAUCCGAGAUUCAAUUAUCUUCAUUCAACGCUCUUCACUCCAGACGAGAAAGAUCAGAUUCAGCAAUUUAUCCUCGAAACAUGGAAACGAAUCAAUGCGCUCAAUCCGUCUGUUCCAACAAGCAACGGCAGUGAUCAAUCAACUCCAAUCGAUGAGUUUGAAGAUUACAUUACUGAGUUGUUCGGAGGAUCUCUCGAUACCGAUACAUCCACUAGAUCAUCGACUUUCCUCCACCAGUUGAAGACAUUGGACAUCGAACCACGUAGACCACAUAACUUCAACGUGUGGGACUAUUGGGUACAACGUAAAUCGACACAUCCCGAACUACACGCGGUCGCGAUGGUAUUACUGUCAGUUCCUGCGACUCAGGUCUCGGUUGAGAGGGCCUUCAGCUCACUGUCCUUGGUGUUAUCCGACCAUCGCAUCACUCUGGGAGAGGAUAUAUUGGCAGCAAUCCUGAUGAUUAAAUUGAACAGAUCAAUUUAUGAUGCAAUUUUACCAAAUUUAAUGCAGAACGAGGAAUCAUGAGCAUAACGUAACUGUGUUACUUGUAUCUGUGGUAAUUUUCCGGGGAUUCCGGACCACAGUAUCCUUGAAUGAGUAUAUUAUGUUUUACUUUAUUGCUAAGCCCUUUCAAACACGUGAUUAAACUCGAUAUUUUCGCAUUCUGUUACUUUUUACUAAACAUAAAAACAAGCAAUUCAUUACAGACAUCGAUAACAAUGUAAUGAAUAA
This is a messenger RNA of Armigeres subalbatus, 2109 nucleotides long. RefSeq lists its product as uncharacterized. Bases 1 to 1902 code for a protein of 633 amino acids. Gene Ontology annotation, molecular function: protein dimerization activity. Lineage: Eukaryota; Metazoa; Arthropoda; Insecta; Diptera; Culicidae. The transcript has 4 exons. The record is from RefSeq and is a predicted model, not a curated record.